AUGUCCGACGAAGACGGGGGCUUGUUCAGCAUCGCCAUUGACUCCGACGAGGAGGGCCUGGCGUCGGAGGCGGCGGCUAAGGCGAAGGAGAGGCCCAGAGAUUACCAGACUGAGGAACAGUUUCAGGAGCUCCGGGCGACGUAUAGAGUCAAGGAGCAGAAUGGAGAUAUCUGGCAGGCGAUUGAAUUGCCCUUGAUACCCGGGCAAGCGAGCAAGCCUGUGUUGCAAGAGAUCUUGCACGCUGUGGAAGAGCUGUACUUCUUGCGAAGGUUCGAUGAGGCGGCGGUGUUCACCAAGCGUGUUCUGGAUGGGAGCGACGCAGCGUUAGACCGGGAUACGAGGGAGCUGUUGAUCCGGUAUGAGGAGAAGUGUCGCAGUCGGAUGGCACAAUGA
Messenger RNA from Colletotrichum truncatum, 393 nucleotides. RefSeq lists its product as uncharacterized. Lineage: Eukaryota; Fungi; Ascomycota; Sordariomycetes; Glomerellales; Glomerellaceae. The record is from RefSeq and is a predicted model, not a curated record.